Naegleria fowleri is the source of this 234-nucleotide messenger RNA. RefSeq lists its product as uncharacterized. The record is from RefSeq and is a predicted model, not a curated record. The transcript is spliced from 2 exons. NCBI's taxonomy places the organism in Eukaryota, Heterolobosea, Eutetramitea, Acrasida, Naegleriidae. Bases 1 to 234 code for a protein of 77 amino acids.
AUGACAAUUAAUGAUUCAUGUUCUUGCUUAUUCAUUCCACUGAGGGAAUCAUCGCUCAAAAAAUUACCUCAACAGCAACACAGUGUAGUAGUGUCUAAUAUGUCCCAGCCAAACCAAGCACCCACCCAACAGCGAUGUUUCCUCCUUUCCUUUCGUCUUCCAUUAUUGACCCUAGUUUUUCUUUAUACCUAUUCAUUUACUCCUCCUGCUUCACAUCAUUGUGAAGUUGUUUAG